Pocillopora meandrina is the source of this 1359-nucleotide messenger RNA. NCBI's taxonomy places the organism in Eukaryota, Metazoa, Cnidaria, Anthozoa, Scleractinia, Pocilloporidae. The record is from the annotation of a GenBank genome assembly.
GUUUUCCAAGAUGGUGGAAGAGUUGUAGGAACAAUAUGGCGUGAAUAAUUUGACUUGUAGAGAUCGAACUUUGGGAGAAUUUAAGCGUCCAAUAUGCCGACCGGAAAGUUUCCAUUUCGCCGCACCUUCGAAUUCCUCAACUCGGGAAAGUUAAUAUUAAAAUCGGAUGUGAAGAACGUGCUAUUAAAUUACACUACCAAACAAGAGAGUCUUGGCCUCAGAAAUUUCAUUUACAAAGAUGUUCCUCAAAUUCAGUACAAGAAUCGUACUGUCCAGAUUACGACGACGAGAAACAGAUUAACCUAUCCAGUGGUGCAUGUAUUUUUUGGUAGGUAUUGAAAACUGUAUGACAUUAUUUUAUCACUGUUACAUAAGCAACUGCGACAGGAAUUUACUGUAACCCAGUUACUCCUAAGGUCUAAUUUUUUUGUUUUUUAAAUUUUUUCCUCUAGCUGCUACUCAUUUCCUUGUAAAUUAUGUGUGAGAAUUUGUUGUGAGGUCAAGAGAACAACUUCUGCCUUAAAGGGUUGAAUGUUUUCAUUAAAUGUUUGCUGGAUGAUGUAUGGACAUGAUAGCUAGGGAGAAGUUAUACGUUCAUCACUUCAGGGGGUUCAAAGGCUAAUAGUGACAGAAUUACUACUCAUAGAGGUCAAAGCAUAUAUGAUAUAUGUAUACAUUCUGGGAGCCCAAUUUCAAGCCUACAGGGUAUAGGAUUUUGCUCAAAAGUGAUAUUAAGGCUGGCUUGCUAAUGUUUACCCAUUAAAGUUUGUAACAUUGAGGUGGACGGGAUAAACAUGUGUCACAGAUGAACUGUCCUUUCACCUUAAAAACCUGAUGAGGGGUGUGGGGCUGUCAAGUUCUUUGCCUGCUUAACUCAAGAGGGUGGGGGAAGGGGAUCAGUAGUGUAGCUUUUUACUCUAAAAUAUGUACGUAUUGCUUAUUUUCUUCAGGUAAUGGGAAAAAGGUGGCAAUGGAUGUGGAAAGUAAAACUGGGCCUGAGAUUUUGGAGAUGUUUGGUAAAGUGGCUGGAGCUACAGAAAUGUAAGUAAUGAUACUAACAUUCAUUUCAUUUAUCUUGAAAAAUGGACAUUUCUUAUUUGAACCUAAGGAGAUUUCAGCUCAAAACAAAGCAUGUGAAUUUAAGGCAUUUGAUUAUUUUUGUUAUAACGUAGGGAGCAAAAAGACAGUGUAAAAGAAAAAUAUCCAGGCCGAUUGAACCCUGCAAACUUUGGCCGGUUUGGGCAAUGUUACUGUAUCUGUCAGAAGCCAGGACAAAGGCCAUGCACAGCUAUUGUUCCACAUCCUGAGGCAAAGAAGCCAAAAUUCUGGCAACUCAAAGCAGAUGCUUCUGCAGGAUAA